Molecule: messenger RNA, 1924 nt
Organism: Daucus carota subsp. sativus
Lineage: Eukaryota; Viridiplantae; Streptophyta; Magnoliopsida; Apiales; Apiaceae
Product: probable 2-oxoglutarate-dependent dioxygenase At3g50210
Exons: 12
Coding region: 231-1742 (503 amino acids)
Molecular function (GO): 2-oxoglutarate-dependent dioxygenase activity
Source: RefSeq, a predicted model, not a curated record
UCGAGUUCGAGAAAGGGUUUAAGCUCGAUUAUCAACUCAAUUAAACUUGCCGGAAGACUGGUGUUGAAAUUCAGCUUUCCGGACACGAAUUACAUUCCAAAUUACAAUCGAUACAAAUCUACCGCAGUAUCUAAAAAGAAGUGAUCGUUAAAUGAGACGGUACUAAAAGAAUCCGGUAAUCAACACAACAGUCCCUUGAGUAGUAGCAGUAGAAGCAAAGCUGCGACGCCAUGUCCACUGACUUCCAAUCCAUCCCUCUUAUCGAUAUUAGUCCUCUUGUGGAGAAAUGGGACGAUUCGAACAUGACACAAGAUGAUGGAGUGAUGGAAGUUGUUCGACAACUCGAUAAAGCUUGCAGAGAAGCUGGAUUCUUCUAUGUGGUGAUUUUUCUAACAGGCCAUGGUAUUUCCAUCUCUUUAGUCAAAGAGGUUAGAAAAUUGGCCCACAAAUUUUUCAGUCUACCAUACGAGCAAAAGUUGAAUAUUAAAAUGACCGCAGCAACUGGAUACAGAGGAUAUCAGCGAGUUGGUGAAAAUGUGACCAAAGGCAUUCCAGAUAUGCAUGAAGCUAUUGAUUGUUACAGAGAAUUGGAACAAGGGAUGUAUGCAGCUCUAGGGGAUCCACUGGCAGGUGGUAACCAAUGUUCUGAUUUGAGGGAAUUAUCUUCCGAUUUUGUCUUUCUCCAGGUAAGAGCAAUGGAGUUUGCAGGCGUCAUUGUAGAGAAGUGGGUUAAAGUAUUGACCAAUGCUGAUCUGGACUCAGAUGAGAUGCGAUUGCCGCCUAAGUUUGUUAAGAAAUAUGUUAAUCGGCUUAAAACAAAUUCCCUGUUGAAAUUUCGUAAUGGUUACGAAAUAGCCACUGUCUUCAACCAUGAAACCGGAACAUUCAGUGGACUGUCUACUAUGUAUGAGGACUUUCUCUUUGAAGUGGGUCAGAUGCUAGUGUUUGAGUUUGAUGGUUCUUGUGAUUUCAAUGUUUAUGUCAUCGACACUGAUCUUACAGAGGUUGAGUACCCUCCAGUUCUUCAUCAUACACAGAGUGGGCAUCCUCGUGUUGUUUCUGUGAAAAGAGGUGGCUUGAAAUUUGUUUAUUUUGUCAAAGAGGAGUCGCCCCUUUAUGAUGAAUUAGAGCCUCCGGCAUCGUUUAAAAGAUCAUUUCGUUUUUUGCCUGGUUAUCAGAACUAUAUUUUUAGUAAUGGGAAGAAGAUUGACGGGGUUUAUAAUAAUGAAAGUGGUAAAUUUAAAGGCCUGAGCAAAUUUUGCUCCAUUUUAGGCCUUGAGAAUUUUAGCCAGUUUAACUUGGUGCUGUUCACUUAUGAGGAACAUGGGAUGAGUUCUGUAGCUUUUUUUGAUGAUCACUUUGUUGAAGUACUAUUCCCUGGAACGCCAUUGUCUAUUGGUCAAAACUCAGAGAAUCCCACAGCUACUGGACGUAUUGAGAUUGUCGUGAAGCCUUGUCACAUGUACCAAUACAGCUACGGAGUGGAUGUGUCAACAGUGCAUAACUCGAUUACCGCUUUCUGGAAGAAGACAGACUACAUCAACCUCCACUCAGGAGAAAGGUCAUGGAAGGUGCAGGUCAAGUGUCGAGGUGUCAAAAACCGGCGUUCAACAAUCAACAAUGGAUGGAUCCAGCUUCGGGAGGAUUUGGGAUUGGUCGAAGGUGAUAUUGUGGUCUUAGAGUGUGCCCACUUUUGUGGUAAUCAUUUUGCUCUUCAUGUUGUCAAGAAUGAUGGUGCAUAGAGUUGGUUUAUUUGUUAUUAUGCACUGACGAUAUUUCCAAUGGGUCAUCCUCUUCUCACGUACUUAUAUUUACCAAACUGGUAGACUUUGCUGGAUUAUUAACGUUGGCCCCUUUUGUGUGCAACUGAAUAUACUCUAUUAGGGAGUAGUAAAAUUAAGGCUGGUCAUUACUUUUGGUUCAA